AUUUUCAGAUAGAAAACGAGACGUAAACAAGUUUUUUUUAAAAAAAGAUCGCAAGAGCGAAACAUAGCCUCGAUAAACACUAUUUCCUGUCUAUCUAUGCUCACAAAAUGCCACAUCGGUUAAGAAGAGUCGUUAUUUUGGGUUUUAGGAGCGUUGGAAAGUCUUCCUUAACCAUACAAUUUGUCGAAAAUCAUUUUGUGGACAACUACAAUCCGACCAUUGAGAACACUUUUGAUAAAGUGAUUUCUCACAAAAAUGUCGAAUAUAGAUUAGAUAUUGUUGAUACUGCUGGUCAAGAUGAAUACUCCAUUUGCCCGCAGGCUUAUACAAUGAACAUAGACGGAUAUGUUCUCGUGUUUUCGCUAACAUCCAGAAAAAGUUUCGAAGUCGUCAAAGUCAUUUAUGAGAAACUACUAGAUCAGACAGGAAAGAAAACAUUACCGCUUAUCUUGGUUGCCAACAAAAGCGAUUUGGCAAGUGAAAGACAAGUUCAACCCAACGAAGGAAGAGCUUUGGCAAACGAAUGGAAGGUGAACUUUAUCGAGGCUUCUGCGAAAGACAAUAAAAAUGUCAAAAAUAUAUUUCAAUCAAUUUUGGACGAUAUGGACAAAUCUGAGGGAAAUUCUUCUGACAAACCCAGUUGCAAUGUUAUGUAAAAAAUAAACUGUUACCACUUGUUAAAGGACUUUAUAUAUGUUUAAUAGUUAAUAACGUUACAUUGAAUAUUCAGGUACCUAUGCUAUUCUAUAAUUUUUCUUGAAGCAUGCUAGUUUAAAUUUUUUUUUUCUUUUUCAUUAUAUCCAGUCAUUAUUCAUUUAUAAUAAACA
Messenger RNA from Dimorphilus gyrociliatus, 827 nucleotides. NCBI's taxonomy places the organism in Eukaryota, Metazoa, Annelida, Polychaeta, Dinophilidae. The record is from the annotation of a GenBank genome assembly.